AUGGCGCAAUGUUUUAUCCCUGUACUGCUCCUCGCGACAGUAGCCCUCUCAUCGAGUAAUGUACUUCCAAUGACCAUGAACCACAUAAGUAAGGAAUCACUCGCCUUAAAUGGCCAAUAUAAUGACAAUAUAUUUAGUAAUAGAUAUCAAACAAGGAACGUUCUCAAUGAAAUAUACAAACUGUACGAGAACAAACCGACAAUGAGUAAAUUACAACUAACAUUCGCAGAUCCGGACAAUAAUGGCGAAGAUAUUUUGAGUAUUUUUAAUAAAAACGAUAACUACAAUGGCGAAGGCUUUCGGAAAGAACAAUGGCAUAACUAUCCAAGGCAAUUAGACCGUCUUCAUCAAACGAAGGAAUACAAUAAUGAGAAAAGGAAUUUUGAACCCGACCCUAGCAAAGAACAAUACACUGAAGAAAUCGCACCUGGUGACCAUAAUGUGAAUGACAUAACCAACGAAUAUCACCUAGACACUAAUACUGAUACGAAUGACGUCUACGAGGCUGUAAUAGCUGCUAACCCCUUAUUAAUACUUAAAAUACGAUUAGCAUGCUUGAAUAAAGAUGUUGAGAAUGCAAACACUCAUUACGCUAAUCUUUUGAGUUCAGAAUUAGAAUUUAAUAAUAUGAAAGACGAUGAAUUGAACGCACACAUUAGGAACGAUAACCCCGCAAUGAACGUAAUAAAAGUUAAACGAGAAGAUGUAUUUAGCACACAAGGUGGAAAAUCAGAUAAUGCUUCAACUGAAAAUAAAGUUGUGAACAAGAGAAUCUUUUCGUUGUGGAGUCGUUUGCAAAGUCUAAACCAUAAGGGGCACGAGUUGCAGCACAGACGGCAUCUCCACGCCUUCUAUGGUCUACCCGAUUCUGACGGAGGAGGGACCCUUACCGCAGAAACCAGAGCGACCUUUUUACGACCACCCGGCUCACCUUUACGAUGGGGAUGA
Molecule: messenger RNA, 948 nt
Organism: Arctia plantaginis
Lineage: Eukaryota; Metazoa; Arthropoda; Insecta; Lepidoptera; Erebidae
Source: the annotation of a GenBank genome assembly